CCUCGAGACUCUGACCUCUCUAUCUCUGUGUGUGUCUCUCUCUCUCUCCCUCCCUCUCUGAAAGUUACUGACUGCUCGUAUUCAGUUGCUCUGCUAGCGUGCGCCACCGGGAUUGAUACUGUAUUAUCGUGUGCUGCUUUCCCUGAGAUGUCGCCGGCGGCAUCUGGAACGACCUUGGUGAUUAGAAUCUCGAGGUAUAGGAGGGCCCACUAGGGAUAAGAAAGAGAAAAAAGAAUUGCUAUCGGACGGCGGGGAUCGAAGGGACGAAUCUUCUCGGGACCCACUUUGAGGAGAGGAAUGGACGGCCAGAAGAGCCAGGCGAAGCUCACGAGAACACAGUCCUCACUGCUCCGGUCCUCUCCGACCAUCAGAUCGUCCAUUCAAAGUCUCUCUUCGGUCACCGAGGAGGACGCCAUCGCACCCUACCAAGAAGACGAGGAGGAGGAGAAGUUGAAGAAACCCAGGAAAUCCGGUUCUACCCCCAGAGCCGGGUCAACCCGGUUCGUCAACCCAGUCCUGGCCAUGGCCUCGUUCUCUUUCUUCACAAUCUUGUCGUUUUUGUUCUUCCUCUACUUGUUUUACCUGAGAAAGGAAGAGAUAUACACUUCUGAGAACCUCCUCUUGGCUCUGAUUUUCAUCGCGGUGACGCUCUUCUUCGCGUCCAAGAACAAGGGUCUGAUCCACCAGACCAUACUGGUCCUCAAACACUCGUGGGACGAAAACGCGAAGAGACUUGGGCUAUCGAGGACCAACUCGAAGCCGGUCCAGUGGUUCAUCGGCGACCCGACCGUCCAAAAAGCGACGAGGAACAAGAAGAUCAUACGGGAAGGCGUGGAGUUCUACAGCAAUGGCGACUUCUACGAGGGGGAGUUCCACAAGGGUAGGUGUAAUGGAAGUGGGGUGUACAAUUACUUCGUGAAUGGGAGGUACGAGGGGGACUGGAUCGACGGGAAGUACGAUGGGUACGGGAUUGAGAGCUGGGCAAGAGGAAGCAGGUACAAGGGGCAGUAUAGGCAGGGCCUGAGGCAUGGCUACGGGGUUUACAGGUUCUAUACUGGGGACUCUUAUGCAGGGGAAUGGUUCAAUGGGCAGAGCCAUGGGGUCGGAGUCCAAACCUGCUCCGAUGGGAGCUGCUAUAUCGGGGAGUUCAAGUUUGCGGUUAAGCACGGUCUCGGCUGCUACCACUUCAGAAAUGGAGAUAGAUAUGCGGGAGAAUAUUUUGGAGACAAAAUUCAUGGAUUUGGGGUGUAUCACUUUGCAAAUGGUCACUGUUACGAGGGGUCGUGGCAUGAAGGUCGUAAACAAGGCUAUGGAAUGUAUACCUUCCGAAGUGCAGAGACAAGAUGUGGUGAAUGGGAUGCCGGUUCCCUUAAGCACCCUCUUCCCCAACUAACCGAUGCGGUCCUUCGAGCUGUUCAGGCUGCUAGAAAAACAGCAGAGAAUGCUAUUAACCUUACCCGAGUGGAUGAGCAGGUGAACAAGGCAGUCAUGGCUGCAAAUAGAGCAGCCACUGCUGCUAGAGUUGCUGCUGUGAAAGCUGUUCAGAACCGAAUGGAUGGGAAAUUUUGCGACACUAAUGUCUCUGAGUCUGGCUUUGUUUGAGAAGCGUAAAUUUCACUAAUUGUUAACGUUUGGGAUAUCAGUUGUAACCCCAGUGAGCAAAAGCUCAUCGGAGGUUGAGGGAGAGAGUAUGUUAGAGGUUUUCUCUAUCACACUGCAACUUGUAUAUACCACCCCAUG
Messenger RNA from Juglans regia (Persian walnut), 1740 nucleotides. RefSeq lists its product as uncharacterized. NCBI's taxonomy places the organism in Eukaryota, Viridiplantae, Streptophyta, Magnoliopsida, Fagales, Juglandaceae. Bases 298 to 1602 code for a protein of 434 amino acids. The record is from RefSeq and is a predicted model, not a curated record. The transcript has 3 exons.